Linum trigynum is the source of this 2954-nucleotide messenger RNA. The record is from the annotation of a GenBank genome assembly. Lineage: Eukaryota; Viridiplantae; Streptophyta; Magnoliopsida; Malpighiales; Linaceae.
AAAUACACAGACUUCGAAUGUUAUUAAAUUUUUAAAAACCUAGUAAACUCAAAGUCGGAUUAUGCCACUAUAGCUCGUAAUUAACUAGUAUAACAAAUUUUCAGAUCUACGAUCUAUUAUUUUGGAUUUUUGUCCAGAUCGUUCCACCAUAUCUUGAACCUUCUGUCAUCUCAGCUAGGCUGCCGGGCUACCCGUGAUAUAUAUAUCAACAACCUUUUCCCCCCCUCUGUUUUAAUUUCGAUUAUGUCAUCUAUUCCAUGGGUAAAGAUCCGAUCCAACUGCCUUUGUUGCCGUUUAUUUAUUACUUCAUAAAUACUUAUUUACUUUAUCCCACCUGAAUAUUUCUUAUGAUGAAUGAUCACUUGCCUUUCUGUUGAUCGGACUUCAACGGCCGCCGGCGUAAUUCACCGGAGUGCAUCCCCUUGUUGGGACUUUUGAGGCGAGAGGGUGUACGUCGAGACAAGUUUAGUGGUGACGUCGGAGUGAUCGGGGAGAUGGGAAAUUUGUAGAAUGUAUUUCACAUCGAAAAAAGAAGAGGUGAGAGGUGGCCAUGCCAGCGAAAACGGUGGCGGCUAUGUCGUACGUAACACGAAAACAACAGGAUUACAGGAACAUAUAUAACGUUUUUUAUGUACUUCAAAGAAUAAAGAAAACAAGAAGCUAGCAAAUGUUUACUUGUCGAUGAAGAAACUAAUUUCUGCAUCAUGGGUGACCACACGCAUAGAUUUAUGUUUGUGUUGUUUUCGUUGGUUUUAAUAAUUUGGUUUGAACACAAGGAAAAUGAGACGCGACACAGCAAGAGUGGACUUCCUGUUUCUUUUCCUAAGUUUACCUACAUUUUUUUGAUGAAUUUUCCCUAUAUUUUUCUUACAAUAAUAAUAUUUGAUUUGUGUGUUAUAGGUAAAGUGAAGUUUUACUACCUACAUUUAGGAGUAGCAACGUGCGGGUCGGGCGGAUAGUGCAUUUAUGUUAUCUUAUCCAAAGUAGUUCGGGUUUUAUCCAUAUCCAUAUUCAUACUCACAUAAACAAUCCCCGUACCGUUCGGAUAUCCAUAGUUAUCUAUGGGUAAUAAUUUCUCUUUAUAAGUCAUACAAAUAUGUUAACAUUUACAUACAUAUUAACAUGAAAAGUAUAACCUUUGGAAGGCAACAAAUCAACUCAUACAGUGGUUCCUUUGAAGAACGUCAUUGACAAGAUUGGGGCAGCGGAUUCACAGGAUGCUCGUGGAGGAAGAAUUCUUAAGGAGAUUUGGCUGCUUCGGUAACAAUAUCGAACUUUAGCAGUGGAAUUUAUCGACAAGAGUAACAAUCUAGUAGCCCAUGAGGUGGUCAGGUCAUUUCUUUGUUUCUUGCAAGUGUAGAGAUUCUUUAUUAUAGACAUUGGUUGUGAUUUGGUGUAUAAAGUAUAGACAUUGUUAUCUUUUUUCUUGGUAAUACAAGUGAUGAUAAAAAGGGAGAAAAGGUAGGUUCUGACAUGGGCCCAGCCCAGUUGGGUUUGUGACUCGGACCUCCAUGAUGGAAAAUUGAACGUUGCCGGAAGCGGGCGAGUCAUUGGGCUUGAAUGACCCAAAAGCUAAGAACCCAGCCCAAAAGGACACGUUAUCCGUACAGUUAAUCCUGACCUGACCCCACCCAAGGCGGCACCGCCAAGCCGGCACCGGCGCUUGCGAUAAUCCGUCAAAGCUUCGUAUCUAUUUGACUGUGAAUUGACUCAAAUGAUCAACCUUCCCUGCUCCGUCAAAAUUACCUUCAACGCCAGCCAGCCCAUUUGCCGCCCACCUCUCGCGUUUGCACAACUCAGAGCGAGUGAUAGAUUGCCGGUGAGGAAAUCAAGUUGGGAAAUGGGGACGAAAUGGGCAGAAACGGUGAAGAAGGCGGAGCAGCUGGUGGAGAGAACGAUGAAAGGGAACGACGCGUCGCAUGACGCUUCCCAUGUCUGGAGGGUUAGGAGCCUCGCGCUCUCUUUGGCUUCUGAAGAAGAAGCCCUCUCUUCCGACACCGAUUCCUUGCAAAUCGUAGAACUCGCUGCUCUUCUUCACGACAUAGGUGACUAUAAGUACUUAAGCGAUCCAUCUGAAGAAAAAAUUGUGGAGAAGUUUCUUGAGGAAGAGGGUAUUGAAGAGGUCAAGAAAGUGAAGAUACUAUCAAUCAUUAGGGGGAUGGGUUUCAAAGAGGAACUUGCAGGUCAGGGCAACAGUGAAAACUGUCCUGAAUUUGGGGUUGUCCAAGAUGCCGACCGCCUUGAUGCAAUUGGUGCAAUAGGAAUUGCACGCUGCUUUACAUUUGGAGGAAGUAGGAGCCGAGUGCUUCACGAUCCCGCCAUUCAUCCCCGUUCAGACUUAUCCAAGGAGCAGUACAUGAAGAAAGAAGAGCAGACCACCAUCAAUCACUUCCACGAGAAACUCCUCAAGCUGAAAGACUUGAUGAAAACUGAGGCUGGCAAGAGAAGGGCUGAGAAAAGGCACAAGUUCAUGGAGGAGUAUCUGAACCAAUUCUACGAGGAAUGGGAUGGCAGAGCGUAAACGAGGCAAGUUAUCCAAGUUCCCCCUCCCCAAUAUCAAAGUGCUUCUGAAAUCCGACCUUGAAUUGAACAAACCAUUUUCAUCCAAAUGCACGAUCUAAGGUGGCCACUCUGACCUCUUUCGGCAAUUGUAUGUGUACAAUACAAGCAAGAAAAAAAAAAGUCUACCAUGGUUUGGCUUUUGCUUGAUAGUAACAGUUAGCUCCAUGGUUUGGAACUCUGGAUAGUCAUAUGGUCUCCAACCAUAUAUACCAACUAUUAAGGGUGGUUACUUGAAACUCAAGUCACCAUCUUUCUUAUUCUGUUUUGCUUCAUGUUAAGUCUGUUCAGUAAACUGCUGCUUCCUGGUGUAAUGAUCAUCAUCAUAUUGACUUUAUGGAAACAUCUGCGUUGACUGUUUAUAACUUGCGAGUGAAGAAAUGUAUUGAUUCUAG